UCUAAUUCCACCUCUGUAUAUUAUUUCACUUUCACACACCCACCCCCAACCCAUUUUCAUUUUUCUAACAUUUAUUUAAAUUAAAUAAUCUCCUCUCUUCUCUUCAUCUUUCUCUUCUUCUUACAAAGCUACCACCGUUUUUUGUUUUUACACAGCUUUACUUUUGACUAUUUCAUUACCCAAACCACCAUGGCAACUCAGGUUUUGAACCCUCACGACUAUUUCAUCAUACCUCAACCACCCUCCUUCUCCCGCCGCUGCAACUAUUACGGCUACAACAACCGUACCACGACCUCCAGGUCUCACCGGAAACAUGUUGCACGACCAGACCUGAGAAAACGGAACGAUAAGAGUUCCUUCCAACUAGAGACAGCGUCGGUCUCGAAGAGAUCCAGCGCCGAUGAUUCAGCGACUGGGAAGAGCAGCAGCUCGCCUGUGGAGAAGGUGACGAUUCUCCGGAGAGGCCAGUCGCUGGAUUCGUCGUUGGUAGCGGCGAAGAAUGACAUGUACGCUGGAUCUGCGUUCGCGAUGUCUCCGUCACCAAGCGCGCUUCCUCUGCCGUCUUUUAUGACAAAGAAGCAGUCGCUAGAGACGUUUGACGACUCCGCAACGCGAGAUCUGAGGCGUUUGCUCCGAAUUGAUUGACGUACAACAAGUUUGGUUCGGGUCGGGUCAAACCCGAAUAACAAUCCAUAUGUAGUUCCGCUUCCACCUCUUUCUCUCUUGUAGAAUCGUUUUCUCUCUCCCUCACUGGACUCCGUUACCGUAAAUCAGCUUUUAGUUUCAACUUCUGACCCGAUCGUGAUUUUUUUAAACGAAAAGGUUAGAUCUGAAAUUGGGGGUGAUUUGUUGUCUAAAUGGUUUCGAGUAGCAUAGAGCCAUGUUGUGCAGUUCUGCUUCAUUUUGUAAAACUUAUUAAAUGGUUAAAGUAUAAAUUAGGGUUGCUGUAAUAUCAGUUUAAAGUUAAUUCAUAAAAUUAUCCGCCGUGUUGGUGGUUGAUGCGUAUAUUACGAUGUUUGUCCUUGACUGUGUUAACUGUGUCACUGUAAUGGGAAAUUGUGAAUGGGAAACACUUGAUGCUUUUUGUUAUUC
Cicer arietinum (chickpea) is the source of this 1092-nucleotide messenger RNA. RefSeq lists its product as uncharacterized. NCBI's taxonomy places the organism in Eukaryota, Viridiplantae, Streptophyta, Magnoliopsida, Fabales, Fabaceae. The record is from RefSeq and is a predicted model, not a curated record.